CUCGUGUCGACGUAGUGGUACUAAGUUCAGUACCAUUACUUUGCCACCAUAUGGGUUUACCUCAUUUUCAUCAGUCAGCGGACACUUAUGUCAAUGGAUAGUAUUUCAAGUUAAAAAUGACAGAUGAGGGGGAACAUCCUAGUCUAGAAUACAUUGAGGAUCCCUACUUUAAUCCCCAAGACUCAACUUUAACUCCUAGUCUAGACGACCUUGAUGACAGUGACAUAUUAGAGGAAUAUGACCUUCUUGAAAGCGAAAAUGACAUAUUUGAUUUACGCCAGCUGGAUUUCGAUGAGGUGACAACUAGUGGCAUUAAUAUUGAUGAGGCACUCAAUGUAGAAACUGAGUUUUUUAAUGUGAAAAGGGCAAAUGCUAUUGUGAGAACAUUUUUCAGGAAUAAAGUCACUAGGCAAGUGCGUGUUAGAUAUAGUGACUUGACAAAGCCUUACCUAGCUAAGUUGCCCAAAGAUAAUAGUUUUAGGAAGUAUUUACAUGUUAGUUUAAGUAAUAGUGAGGAAGCAAUGGCCGCGGACCACGUUGCCCCAGACCUCUCCCACCUCUCUCAAGAGGAGAAGGAACAGCAGGAAAAAAUCUGGAGAGAAGAACUUGCUCAAGUGGAGGAUGAAAUUGUAACUUUGAGGACAGUUUUGGCGUCAAAAAUGAGAAGAAGUGCUGAACUCAAGAAGAACUUGGGUAUUACCUUCUUGAAGGAGGUUUCUGACGACAUUAACCAGGGAAUUAAGAACGUUAAGGAAAGUAAUGUAUAUCAGACCGUAGAAAAUAAAGUAGAGCAAGUCGCAAAGGCUGUGUCGGAGGCCCCGCUGUAUCAAAAAACUACAUCUGUAAUAGGUGGUUUUACAAGCAAUAUUACUAGCAAAUUGGGUCAGAUGAGGCACUCGGAAUCUUUUAAGUCUAUCGAGGAGAGGGUUGGAAGUGCUUAUGAAAAUGUCAAGGGUAAAGUAAUAUCCAGAUCCGGCUCUCAACAGAGCGUCAAUGAGGAAGCUCGAUCCAGGUCGGGAUCCGUAGCUACUAGUCCUACCAUCCCAGAAGAGAAGCCAGUGGCAUAAGGAACCACACAAGAUACUUAAUAUAUAAACCGUCGCUUAUUACGAACCGCGUUGGCUUGUAAUAAAUGGCUUGAAAGUCAAACUUUUCCAACCACUAAGGGCCUUGAAAGUGAUUCAUAUGGUAUAUCCUCGGAUAUAUCAUGCUUGAAACUAUCAAAUGCUAAUUUUUAAAGUUAGUUUUGUUUCAGUUUAGUUAAUAUGGUGGUAAAAAGUUUUCUUAUUCCUUAUAUUUUGUUUUUUUUGCUUUAUAUUGUGAUUUUGUUCUUAGUUAUAUGUUAUUUCUUAAUACAGUUUAAAAACCUUGAAAAAAAUUGUAAACUACUUUAGCUUGCUUGCCUGGAAAAAAGUUAUUGUAACGGUUCCUUUAUUGUUGCAUUUAGUUAUUAUAAGAAGUUUAAACUUUU
Molecule: messenger RNA, 1471 nt
Organism: Anthonomus grandis grandis
Lineage: Eukaryota; Metazoa; Arthropoda; Insecta; Coleoptera; Curculionidae
Product: tumor protein D54
Exons: 5
Coding region: 117-1067 (316 amino acids)
Cellular component (GO): cytoplasm
Source: RefSeq, a predicted model, not a curated record